AUUCGCAUUAUAGUGACUACGCGCGUGUCGGCCGCACGAUGAUUGCUGUGCCGCUUCUGCUGUUUCUGGUGUUCGUUUUCGCGGUUUACGUAUACUCCUCGCAGGAUGAAAGUAUACCUGGACCUAUGCGUAUACCCCUCCUGGGCUGCGUCCGUCUGUGGAUGACCAAGCCUUCAGAAUUCAUAGAACUUACCCGCUACUUCAAAGACGUAUACGGGGACGCCUACCUCAUGUACAUGUUUGAUAAGCCCCACGUGGUCUUAUCACAUCCAAAAUACAUAGCGCCCCUGCUUUCAAGUUCGGAACACAUCGUGAAGGGCCGCUCGUACAUACCCCUAAAGGAUUGGCUGGGCAGAGGACUUUUAACAGACGCAGGUCACCGAUGGAAAACAUUCAGAAGACUGCUAACGCCAGCGUUCCACUUCAACAUACUGCAGACGAUCUUGCAAGUGUUCUUGAAGAACGAGGAGACGUUUAUAAAGAAGCUGAAGAAAUACGCCGACAGCGGAGAAGCCUUCGAUCUCUUCCCAAUUGUUGCUUUACUGUCGCUGGAUAAUGUUACAGAGUCUAUAAUGGGUGUAGAAAUGGACUCCCAAAACGAUUCUGGUUCAGAAUACGUCAAAGCUGUUACUGAAAUGACAAGGAUCAUAGCGUACCGCAUCCAGAAUCCUCUCGCCGGCAACGACACCCUCUUCUCGUUCAUGAGCGAGAAGAAGGUCUACGACAGGUCCCUGGAGAUCCUCCACGAGACCACCAGGAAGGUGAUCAAGCUUCGAAGACAAGCGCUCAUCGAUCAGAACAUCACCAGCUUGGGGAACGAGUCGGAGUUUGGAAUUAAAAAUAAAAAUGCCUUUUUGGACCUGCUGCUGCUGUCGGAAGUGGAUGGCGCGAAAAUUGACGAUGAAACUAUCCGGGAACAAGUCGACACUUUCAUGUUUGAGGGUCACGACACAACGUCAUCAGCUGUGGUAUACACGUUGUUCUGUCUGUCGAAGCACCCGGAUAUCCAGCAAAAAGUUUUAGACGAACAACAAGAGAUACUGCAAGGUGAUAUUAUGUACAGAGACCCCACGUUUACGGAAGUGAAUCAGAUGAGAUAUCUGGAAAUGGUGAUCAAAGAGAGUCUGAGGAUAUUCCCCAGUGUGCCCAUCAUUGAGAGGAUAAUCAAAAAAGAUGUAGAUUUGAACGGACUGAAAAUCAAAGCGAACACGUCUAUAAUGAUCAACAUCCUGGAGGUGCACCGGCACCCGGAGCUGCACGAGGACCCGCUGGUCUUCCGCCCAGAGCGCUUCGACCUGGCCAAGCAGACGGACAAGAACACGUUCAACUGGAUAGCCUUCAGCGCUGGACCUAGGAACUGUAUUGGCCAAAAAUUCGCCAUGAUGGAAAUCAAAGUGAUGGUAGCGAGCGUGUUGAAGCAUUACAAGCUGCUACCGGUGGAUGAGGAACCCAAAUUGUGCUCCGAGCUGGUGCUGAGGUCACAGAACGGAGUCAAGAUUAGACUGGCACACCGCGAGAAAGUUCAAUAAAAUGCAUUCCUGUCAUAGGGAGCAGUGCCGGUUUUAGCACUACCAGCGCCCUGGGCGAGAAUUUUGUGGCGUCCAGGGUGCUGGUAGAGCCAAAAACUGGGACGCACCGCUGGCGGUCCGUUUUAUCCGGCGCCCUGGGCGGUCGCCCAGCGCGCCCCCCCCCCCCCCUCCCCUCUAACGCCGCUACUGAAGAUACCUAAAAAUCGAAUACAGCGUCUUCCCCUCACAUUUUUGGCAAGCGAUUUAAUUAGUCGUUUUUUUUUUCAGAUGCAAUAUGUCAAAGUCAUAAACGUACCUGUUU
This is a messenger RNA of Aricia agestis (brown argus), 1830 nucleotides long. RefSeq names its product cytochrome P450 4d2-like. Gene Ontology annotation, molecular function: monooxygenase activity; iron ion binding; heme binding. The record is from RefSeq and is a predicted model, not a curated record. Lineage: Eukaryota; Metazoa; Arthropoda; Insecta; Lepidoptera; Lycaenidae. The coding region runs from base 39 to 1529 and encodes 496 amino acids. The transcript has 11 exons.